Messenger RNA from Tricharina praecox, 1276 nucleotides. RefSeq names its product U3-containing 90S pre-ribosomal complex subunit-domain containing protein. Lineage: Eukaryota; Fungi; Ascomycota; Pezizomycetes; Pezizales; Pyronemataceae. The transcript has 4 exons. Gene Ontology annotation, cellular component: 90S preribosome; nucleus. The record is from RefSeq and is a predicted model, not a curated record. Bases 113 to 1090 code for a protein of 325 amino acids.
ACGUUCCCUGCCCGCCGCAUUCUCUGUCCGCCGCAUUCUCUGCCCGCCACGCCCGUGCUGAACAAAACUUCACACGCGGAAGAAAAAAAAACAACUCACGCACACCGACACAAUGGCCGACGACGAGCUCCGCGGCACGACCGCGAUUGAACCUAUGGAGUCAUCGGACUCCAUUCCCGCCUCGGACAAACCCGCGGCAGAGCCCGAGACCAGCGCCAGCAGCAAGCGGAAACGAAAGCGCGAGAGGGAAAAGGUCAACAAGCUGGCGACGAAGCUGGACACUGUGGCGCUGGCCCCAGUGGGCGGCGACUCCUCCUCCAAGGCCUCGGAACCUUCGACGCAAAAGCCACGGCCGAGCAACGGCAGUACCGCCGACGCCCGCCCUCCCAAGAAGAAGUCCCGCCCAUCUACCGCGGCGCCCAAGCCGCUCAAACCGCUCAAGGCUCCCGCAAAACCUGAGAAGUUCAGCGAGGCGGUGGCGCAGAUGGAUCCGCUGCUUGCGGCGGACUACGUCGGGGUGAAGCUGCGGAAGUUUCAGAAAGAACUCAGCGCGGUCGAACUCGACGACAGGUUUAUUCCCAGCGCCGCCUUCCUGGAUACUACGUCGUACACCGGCGAGCGGGUUCUGGCGAAUCUGGGGGAUUACCUCGAGAAGAGCGUCGGUCCGCUGCUAGGGAAGGGACUGGAAGAGGCCUCGGAAACUCGUGGCGCCCCCCACACCCUCAUCGUCACGGCUGCGGCGCUGCGUGCCGCAGAUCUCUCGCGCGCGGUGAAACGAUUCCAGACAAAAGAGUCCAUGGUUGCCAAAUUUUUCGCAAAACACAUCAAGAUGAAGGAGUCCAUCGAACUGUGCAACGGCUCGAGGAUCGGAAUAGGCGUCGGCACGCCCGGCCGAGUCCUGGCGCUCAUCCGCGAAGGAGCGCUGAAGCUGGACGAUCUUCAAGCCGUGGUGCUGGACAUGAGCGCGAUCAACGAGAAGCAGCAGGGCAUCUUCGAUAUCCGCGAGACGUGCGCGAGCGUGCUGGAUCUGCUGAAUGAACCCAAGGUGAAGGAGAGACUGGGGGAGGAGACGAAGCUGCUGGUUUACUAGGCGAAAUAUUGUUUGGUUCUGGCCCGAACAGUGGGCGGGAAUAGAUUUGAAGAGUCGAUGCUCGCGGGUUAUAGAUUUUUCUUGUUAAUAAACGGUGGAGAAAGACGUGUUGCUUGAUUGUAGCCUCGUCAGGGCAGCCAGUCCCUUCUGUAUACAAAGUUUCAUACUAGAUCCCGUGAAGAACCC